AUUUAUUCCGAUGCCCAACUGGCUCAAAUCAUGCAUAAAAUUGACAACGAAGGAGAAGCGAGUGUCAAAAAAGUGCACUCGUCACCUACAGCCAGAUAUUCCGCGAGCACCGCCCUUCAAGGGCAUGGAUAUCACAUUCCUAGGUACUUCAAGUGGCUCACCGACGCAUAAACGCAACGUCUCAUCCCUUGUGCUUCAUCUCGUCACAGGUGAACAAUGGAUGUUUGACGCUGGUGAAGCUACACAAGUCCAGAUCCGUCACUGCAGAACUGCUUCGAUGGGCCGGAUAAACAGGAUUUUUAUUACUCAUAUGCACGGAGAUCACAUAUGGGGCCUUCCAGGACUGCUGAGUUCUUUACUGAUUGGAAUAGAAGAGUGUAAUCAACUUCACCUGUAUGGCCCAAGUUCACUGGACGAAUGGAUCAAGAGCACAAUUCGAAUGAGCCGUACAAUACUACCCAGAAAUAAGCUUGUUUUUCAUCCGUUGGACGCCCGUCAAAAGGGUCAUUUUGUCAUCGUGGACGACGAUAACUAUACGGUUCAUGCCUGUCCCAUCAAGCACACCAUUCCAUGUUGGGGAUACGUUGUUGAAGAAAAAAAGACGAAGGGAAACAUCGACGCGGCCAAGCUGACUCUUAUGGGAAUUGCGCCAGGUCCCAUCUAUAAACAGAUUAAAGAUCAAUGGGAUCAAGAUUUGAUUGUUCUUUCAGAUGGAAUCGUACUCGAUAGAAAAUCUAUCAUGUCUGAACCGAAAGAAGGAAGAAAAUUGGUCAUCUUGGGUGAUACCUGUGAUCCGAGCAAUAUCCAAGAAAUUUCUAUGGAUGCGAACGCCAUCGUCCAUGAAUGCACUUUACCAGAAAGUAUGGCGCACUUAUCAAGACAAAGGGGUCAUUCCACAGCUACAAUGGCGGCAAAAUUUGCAUCGAAAAUAAGAGCAAAGUCAUUGGUACUCAACCAUUUUUCUCCUAGAUUCUGUGACGAUACCUUACGGAAAGAGCUAGACUUGGCUUCGAGACACUACAAAGGGAAUAUUAUCUUGGCAUCCGAUUUUGGUAUUUUUCAAGUUGCACCAAACAAAUCGAAAUCUGUUGGAUGA
Schistocerca gregaria is the source of this 1096-nucleotide messenger RNA. RefSeq names its product ribonuclease BN-like. Gene Ontology annotation, molecular function: 3'-tRNA processing endoribonuclease activity. Lineage: Eukaryota; Metazoa; Arthropoda; Insecta; Orthoptera; Acrididae. Gene Ontology annotation, cellular component: nucleus. The coding region runs from base 11 to 1096 and encodes 361 amino acids. The record is from RefSeq and is a predicted model, not a curated record. The transcript is spliced from 5 exons.